Messenger RNA from Bipolaris oryzae ATCC 44560, 666 nucleotides. RefSeq lists its product as uncharacterized. The record is from RefSeq and is a predicted model, not a curated record. Gene Ontology annotation, molecular function: copper ion binding. The transcript has a single exon. Bases 1 to 666 code for a protein of 221 amino acids. Lineage: Eukaryota; Fungi; Ascomycota; Dothideomycetes; Pleosporales; Pleosporaceae.
AUGCUUGAAAUCGCUGCCUUCACCGCCCCCUCCGCCAUAAUCGCCUCCCAGUCCGGUGCCACGCGCAUCGAACUCUGCACUUCCUACGCCCUCGGCGGCACCACACCUUCCCACUCCACCCUCUCCAUCGUCCGCAGCGCAACACCCCUCCCCAUCACCGUCAUGAUCCGGCCGCGCGGCGGCGACUUCGUGUACAGCACUUCCGAGUACAGCACUAUGGAAUCUGAAAUUGCCAGCUUAAAGGGUCUGGCUGAUGGAUUCGUAUUCGGGAUUCUAGAUGCAGAGGGACGGGUGGAUGAGGAGAGGUGUACGCGGCUGGUGCGAUUGGCGGAGCCGAGGGCGUGUACGUUUCAUCGGGCGAUUGAUGAUGCGAGGGAUUUGCGGGAGGGAGUUGAGGCGGUGGUGAAGUGUGGGUUUAAGCGUGUGUUAACGAGUGGUGGGGAGAAGAGCGCGGUGGAGGGGGUGGAGAGGAUAUGCAGGCUGCAGGAGGUGUUUGGGGGAAGGAUAGAGAUUAUCGCCGGGGGAGGGGUGAGGAGUGGGAAUGUUGGGGUUGUGAAGGGGACGACUGGGGUGCCGUGGGUGCAUUCUGCGGCUGUGACGAGGGAGGGGGAGGAAGUGGAUGGGGAGGAGGUUAGGAGGAUUAGGGAGUUGUUGGAGGGGAUGUAG